Nylanderia fulva is the source of this 710-nucleotide messenger RNA. RefSeq lists its product as uncharacterized. NCBI's taxonomy places the organism in Eukaryota, Metazoa, Arthropoda, Insecta, Hymenoptera, Formicidae. The record is from RefSeq and is a predicted model, not a curated record.
UUUUUUACAUCUAAAUGGUCGAAAAUAAUUUACUUCUAAAAAAGCACUGCAGCACAUAUCUUGGACAAAUUAGAUUUUGUUUUAUAUAUCGAGUGAUUAUAUUCUGCAUUUUAUAUAAAGGAUACACAGUAAUUAUAAAACAAUGAAUUAGGAAUUAUAUGAACGAUCGAAUAAUUUGCACGAACUGUAAAUUUCCAACACUUAUCGAUAUAUAACCUUUCGAUCAAAACUUGCAACUCGAAUGAUCGUCAACUAUAAUUUUUAAAAAUUUAUAUUUCAAACGAAAAAAAAAAGAAUAUAUAUAAUCUGUGGAAUCUAUCAAAUUUGUAUAAGCUAAUAAGUAAUAUUGAUUGAAUCUAUGCACUUGAAUUUGUAUAUAAUAAAGUAAUAAUUACAUAAGAAAUGGCACAAGGAAAGCUGAAAGUUAAAACAAAAGUGCCAGCAUCGGUAAAGACAAAGACAAAAAAGAUUAAAAAAGGUCCUGCCAUUCAAAGACGUGGAAAUGCUCCAGUACAGCCAAAGAAAACAAAAUUGCAGGAGACGCAAAAAUUAAAGAAAAUGAUUUCAAAAACAGUGAACAAAACUAUAGAAGACGAAUUGCGAGAGGCAGCUAUGAAUGGGAAAAAAACCCUUGCAAAGAAAGGUGCCUCCAGCUCGCAAAAAAAAUGAUAUAUUGAUGACUGUUGUAUUAUGUAUGUAUUAAUAAAUUA